CAGUGUCUUGAAGAGCCAAUGAUCUAGAAGCAACACAGCGAUUGGUCGUGGCUGUGUACGACGGAGGGGCUAGUGAAAUUAAGGAGACUGCUAGUGUCCAAAACUUACAAUGAAGACCUUGCUUUGCGAGAGAACUAGAGGGUGACUGGAGCGAGACACACAAUGUCCCAACCGAUUUGGAAGUAACACACGCAUCAGCCUGUAGCCUGCAAUCUUCUUAGUCCUGACUUAAAUAUCAUCUUGCCAUUUAAACUCGUUUCGGGACUUACUCUGGACAUUUGUGCUGUUGAGAAUAGUUUUGAGCACUCGCAUCAUGGAGUACACCUCUUCCCCAAAGCCUCAGCUCUCUUCUAGGGCGAAUGCUUUCUCCAUAGCCGCACUCAUGUCAAGUGGGAAACCGAAGGACAAGGAGUCGGAGGAAAAUACCAUAAAGCCGCUGGAACAAUUCGUGGAGAAGUCGUCGUGCCAUCCAAACCUCGCAGACCUGCCUUCGCUGGACUCCCACGGUGACUUCAGCAGCAGCGGCAGCAGCAGCAGCGGCGGCGGAGCUCCGUUAUGUACCGAGCCGCUCAUCCCUACGAGCCCCUGCGUCCCCAGCGAGGAGAUGGCCAAGAUCUCCUGCAGCCUCGAGACCAAAGAACUGUGGGACAAGUUCCAUGAACUCGGCACGGAAAUGAUUAUCACAAAAUCUGGAAGACGAAUGUUUCCGACAAUUCGUGUAUCAUUUUCCGGAGUGGAUCCGGACGCCAAAUAUAUCGUUCUAAUGGACAUCGUUCCGGUGGACAAUAAGAGAUAUCGAUAUGCCUAUCAUAGAUCCUCGUGGCUUGUGGCGGGAAAGGCAGAUCCACCUUUACCUGCUAGGUUGUACGUGCAUCCAGAUUCGCCAUUUACAGGAGAACAGCUAUUGAAACAAAUGGUUUCUUUCGAAAAAGUGAAGCUUACAAACAACGAACUGGAUCAGCACGGACACAUCAUCCUGAACUCCAUGCACAAGUACCAACCACGAGUUCAUAUAAUCAAGAAGAAAGAUCACACAGCGUCACUUCUUAAUCUAAAGUCUGAGGAGUUUCGUACAUUUGUCUUCACCGAGACAGUUUUCACUGCGGUCACUGCUUACCAGAACCAGCUGAUAACCAAACUGAAGAUUGACAGCAACCCUUUUGCCAAAGGCUUCAGAGACUCCUCCAGACUUACGGAUAUUGAGAGUAGGGAAAGUGUUGAGAGCUUGAUCCACAAGCACUCUUACGCCCGGUCGCCCAUUCGGACUUAUGCUGGUGAUGAGGAAACCUUGGGUGAAGAUGGGCACUUGGCACACAGUAGAGGUUCAGCAUUCACCGCAUCGGAUAACCUCUCCCUCAGCUCCUGGGUCACCACCACGUCUGGCUUCUCUGGCUUUCAGCACCCUCAGUCUCUGUCUGCCAUCGGAACCAGCACAGCGUCCCUGGCCAGUCCUCUUCCUCACCCCAUCCAGGGCUCUCUACCCCCUUACAGUCGACUGGGCAUGCCUCUCACCCCGUCCGCUCUGGCCGGCUCCAUGCAGGCCAGCGGGCCGACCUUUCCCUCCUUCCACAUGCCACGCUACCACCACUAUUUCCAGCAGGGGCCCUACGCCGCCAUCCAGGGACUGCGCCAUUCUUCCACAGUCAUGACCCCGUUCGUAUGAUUCCUGCCACUUCAGCCUGAUAAGAUUUCCCAAUCACCGGCAUGCGAAGACAUACGCCACCCAUACACACAUGCUUACACGAAAGGAAGAAUCACAUGUAAAUAAUAUUGACUCACACGGCAUUGACUAACGACCCGGACGUGCUGAGAACGAAAAGCCCAAUGGACAGGAAUUCUUGUAAAACAUAACUUUAAGCAUGAGUUUUUAGUGUUAAUAAGAGCCUCAGAGAUCCGUCUUCAUCUGCAGAUGUGUUAAUGCUACAAUUUAAAGGGAUAGUUCACCCAAAAAUGAAAAUUCUGUCAUCAUUUAAUCACCCUCAUGUCGUUCCAAACCUGUAUGACUUUCUUCCUUCCAAAGAACAUAAAAGAAGAUAUUUUGAAGAAUACUGAUAACCAAACCAUUUCGAUUCCCAUUGACUUCCUUUGUAUUUCUGGUCCGUAUAAUGAAAAUCAGUGGGAACUGAAAGUGGUACAAACGUUUAUUUUUUUUUUUGUGUUCUGGAAGUCAGUGGGAACCAACUUUCUUCAAUAUAUAUAUAUAUAUAUAUAUAUAUAUAUAUAUAUAUAUAUAUAUAUAUAUAUAUAUAUAUAUUUUUUUUUUUUUUGCUUUCCACAAAAGGACAGAUAUUCAUACAGGUUUGAUAGUGUUUGUAUAUGAUGACAGAAUGUAAUUUUUAGGAAAACUGUUUCUUUAAAGAUUCAUUCAUUCCUUUAUCGACACCCAGAGCCAGAUGAGGGAGAACAUAACUCACUGAACAUAACACUGGACUACUGCUGUUUCUCAUUCCCCGUGAUCCAUCACCUCUAAAUGAUAUGAUAUGAUAUGCUCUCUGUGGAGCUGCCAACCCUCCAGUCAGCCCUCCUGUUCAAAGUGUGGACACUA
This is a messenger RNA of Carassius carassius (crucian carp), 2545 nucleotides long. Its product is annotated as T-box transcription factor TBX20. Gene Ontology annotation, molecular function: RNA polymerase II cis-regulatory region sequence-specific DNA binding; DNA-binding transcription factor activity, RNA polymerase II-specific. Gene Ontology annotation, biological process: cell fate specification; vasculogenesis; regulation of transcription by RNA polymerase II. Gene Ontology annotation, cellular component: nucleus. The transcript is spliced from 8 exons. The record is from RefSeq and is a predicted model, not a curated record. The coding region runs from base 314 to 1663 and encodes 449 amino acids. NCBI's taxonomy places the organism in Eukaryota, Metazoa, Chordata, Actinopteri, Cypriniformes, Cyprinidae.